CAAUAAAGCUGAGUCUUGAUCUGUGAGCCAGUAUGGGGGACUGGAACUUGUUGGGGAAGCUGCUGGAGAGUGCCCAGGAGCACUCCACAGUUGUGGGGAAAGUCUGGCUGACGGUGCUGUUCAUCUUCCGCAUCCUGGUGCUGGGAGCGGCCGCUGAGAAGGUGUGGGGCGAUGAGCAGUCCGGCUUCACCUGUGAUACCAAGCAGCCCGGUUGUCAGAACGUCUGCUAUGACAAGACCUUCCCCAUUUCUCACAUCCGUUUCUGGGUGAUGCAAAUCAUCUUUGUCUCCACGCCAACUCUCAUUUACCUGGGCCACAUCCUUCAUCUGGUCCGCAUGGAGGAAAAGGAGAAGCAGAAAGAGAAGGACCUCGCCAUCCAGAACGAAAAGCAGCAGCAGUUACUCGGCAACAAGAGCAAGAAGGCCUCAAUUAAAGACAACCAGGGCCAUGUGCGUUUGCAAGGCGCGUUGCUGCGGACCUAUGUCUUCAACAUUAUUUUCAAGACCCUGUUUGAAGUGGCCUUUAUUGUUGCUCAGUACUUCCUGUACGGCUUUGAGCUCAAGCCGAUGUACACCUGCGACCGCUGGCCUUGCCCUAACGUGGUGAACUGCUACAUCUCCCGACCCACUGAGAAGACAGUCUUCAUCCUCUUCAUGCUCGCUGUGGCCUGCAUCUCACUGCUGCUCAACCUGGUGGAAAUGUACCAUCUAGGUUUCACAAAGUGCCACCAGGGGCUCCGCUACAGACGAGCACAGGCUGCGAGUGAGGCCCCCAAGCACCUGGCUGAGGCGGUUAUGCCCUUUGUGCCGAGCUACAACUACUUUGCUGCUCACCCUGCAGUGCCUGAGCCUUUCCCUACAGACUCCAAGUACAGUAUGACCGAGCCAAACCCUGCUUACAGCCCCUACAACAGCAAGGUGGUUUACAAGCAGAACAGAGACAAUAUGGCCGUGGAGAGGAAAGGCAAAUCAGAGGGAGAUGACGCGCAGGAGAGGAAAACCUCCAGUCCUGUCUUUGAGAUGCCCGUUGGAAAUCAGCGCAGAAACAGUCAGUUGAGCAAGCACAGCAACAACAAGAGUAGGCUGGAUGACCUGAAGAUCUAAGGAACCUUCUGUGUUUCUAUCCAAGACUCAGGAACAACAUGCGUUAGCCUGUUAAAAUGAAUAUGGAAAACUUUUAGGGACAAAACUAUUGAGUGAGCACAGAACAGAUUAUAGCUGUGUUCAGUUUGCAAGGCAAGAUUUGAGAGCACACAGGGAGCGCUUUGUAAAUGAAGAACAAGUAUUGAGGCCAUUUUCGGGAACUUUUUGGCUCACAGGAAUUUUAUUGUGAAAAGUUAUUUACCCACAAGCAUUAAUAGGAGCUAUGUUCACAAAUCUGUCUCUGUGUUUUCUAAAGUGUUGACUUGCAGCUUAAUUAACUCUCAAAUUUGUUUUACACUCGCUCAAUAGUUGUGACAUUAAUUAACUUCCAUAUUUGUAGGUGAUGAAGAUGCAGAUUACUUGAGGAUUUUUCUGUUUACAAGCUAUUUACUUAAACUAAAACUGUGAGAUGCAUGGAAGUGAAAACUAAAGUAAAUACAUGUUUUUACAUUGUGUAAAUGUGUUAUAGACAUGAAUUUCUUACUGCUGCUUGAGUAUGUCAGAUGUUUGGACUCCAGCUUUUAUGUACAUACUGUACAUGUAUACAUAUAUACAUUACAGAAGAGCCACAUGAUGGAUUUUUCAAGUUUUUUCUUUUCAAGAGCAAGUCCAAUGAAAACUGGCUUUUAACAAUCCAAUAUUAGCAAUAAAUAUCAACAUGUUUAUUCAGCUUUUCUACAAAAGCAGAUAUCAUGACAUACACAAACAUCCAAUUAUCAUGCUUACUUAUUUGUGACUGUAAUUUGAUUAAACUGAUUUGCAGCAAAGGAGUGUUUUCUGAAAAUUCCUCUUUUAAUUCAGACAUCAGAUUUACUGCAGUCUUGAACCGGCUAAAAAUGACUUCCAGUUCUUCCUCUAGUGAUAUUUUUCUCUGCUCACAUGCAGUUGUUUUUUUUUUUCACAACUUAACCACUGCUGGAGGAAAGCUGAUGAUGGUGUGAUGUAAAUAAAAACUGCUGUCGUCAAAAUGCAUUAUUCAUCCAGCAGUUUCAGAGCAGAACUACUGCAUGUUGGUAUUCAUGUAAGCCUCUUACUAGAUAACUGCUGCUGAAGUAUUUAUCAAAGCAUUAAUUCAGUAAAUGUAAAUUUGAUAUGUAUUUAGAUUUCUAGUGUUUGGAUCCUGCAUGCUUUAAUCAGGACAGUUUGGUUUGUCACAGCAUUAUGAAUAUCUUAAUCAUCAUGGAUGUGGACUUCACCUCCAAUUCACUCCAUAUAUCAGACAUGAAAAAUCUGAUUAUUUUGAAUGCACACUGGUAACUACACCAGUAUGUAAUUGUUAACUAUCAACAUUAUUAACCACUAGAGGA
Molecule: messenger RNA, 2449 nt
Organism: Lates calcarifer (barramundi perch)
Lineage: Eukaryota; Metazoa; Chordata; Actinopteri; Centropomidae
Gene: gja2
Product: gap junction protein, alpha 2
Exons: 1
Coding region: 33-1103 (356 amino acids)
Biological process (GO): cell communication
Cellular component (GO): connexin complex
Source: RefSeq, a predicted model, not a curated record